Molecule: messenger RNA, 4177 nt
Organism: Harpegnathos saltator (Jerdon's jumping ant)
Lineage: Eukaryota; Metazoa; Arthropoda; Insecta; Hymenoptera; Formicidae
Product: flocculation protein FLO11
Exons: 11
Coding region: 578-3484 (968 amino acids)
Source: RefSeq, a predicted model, not a curated record
AUUUUUUUUUUUUUUAAUGUUUUUACAUAUGUUAAAUUGGGACAUGUGGCUUACUGCAAUGUCUUAUCAUGAUACAAUUCCGUAGAAUUUUGCAGUCACUGCAAUAUAAUUGUGUAUAAACUUAAUAUAAUUUACAAUAAUCACAAUAAGUAGAGUCUGUUAUAAUAACACAUAAUCGAUACAUGUAUAUCAUCCAAGUAUUUCCAAUAUAAUGAAGUUAUUAAUUCGUAAGGGAUAACGGCGCGUGGUUAUGCCGGAUUGAAUCGGCUAUAUCUUUAUCAACGAUCGGCGAUUCGCGAAGGUGCCGUAGCCAGACGCUGUGGUGAGUACCGCAAAACGGUUACUCGCGAAGUGAAAGCCCCAGGAUCGCGGAGGCUCACACUGUGGGCCCAUGGUCUCGCGCAGUCAGUACGAAGCGAGCUAAGAGUUGGCAUGUUGAUCGCCGUGCAUCGUGUAGUCGUCAGCGAAUUGUCACGUUGAGCAUCUCUGAAAAGAUCGAGUCUGGGGACAACGUAGUUCCGCGCGAUUUGGUUCCAAGAUUCAUGCUCCUGCGUAGGAUGAGAGCAGACUGAGCGCAAUGACAACGAGACACUUUGUAUUUGUCAUAACUUUAGCGUGCGUUGCAGCGUCUGCCGCGCAAGUCUACAAGAGCCAUCCGGUAGACGCAGUUGCACCGGUCGAACCGGCGGCUACGAAUAAUGACUUCAUCACGCAAACCGUAUACGGAUUCUUGGACUUCACCACGACCAUUGGCAACACGGUGAUGGUUUUCAGUCCUCAGAGCGCGCCACCAGAGGCGGCGGACACCGGGAAGAAGACCACGUCCGCCACACCGGCGAUUCACACGAAGCCCCCGACGACGGAGCAGAAGAAGAAUGUCCCUGACAUCCAACCUAGCAAAACGCACAAGCAGGAUGCCCAGGCCGAGACGAAGAGACAGAUAAAAGGCACGAAAGUUAUCGUGAAUUCUGUAAUUGAGCAAAAUGUGGUAAACCCGUCUACGAACGCCGCACCGAAACCCACAAAGGACCAGGAACCAAUUAAGCAGGCGGCGACAAAGACACCUGUAUUGUCGUCGGUCGUUCAAGUACGCGCCAAGGAUGAGACUCCGGGCGUGAAGAACAAUCUUGCCGAACCGGAAUACGAUUUUCUCUCGAAGCAACCUACAGAAGUGAUCGACGAGACGUACAAGCUAAUCAAUUUACGGCCUUCGUCAAAAACGCACGCGAAGCCGCGCGCAACACCACGAAGAGAUAAAGAGAAUCCGACCGGCCUAGUCACCAAAUUGGGCGGCACUAUCGUGAAGGACGGUCUUACCACUGUACAUGAGACCAGCGUGAUCGGCACUUAUAUUAACGGCAAAUAUGCUCAAGUCCUACAGAGCUCGUCCAGGAUUCUGACAGCGCCGGCGGCACCUGUCCUUGAAGGCAAAAUUCGACCAUCGAACACUCACCGCAUCCUAAAGACCAUCGGACCCCAACACGGCAAGCUCAAGCCUCAUCUGGAACCUACUCCGACUCAUCAACAACAGGAAGAGUCCUCGUUGCCGCUCGAGGUGCUCUUCGACACGUCCUCUGGUACCCCCAUACGAACGACACGAAGGCAUCAUUCGGCUGGCGGUCAGUCUCGACCCAAGUUCCGAAACAAGAUCCCCGAGGACUAUGACAGCAACGAGCCGCAACAAACUAGAACCGGAAAGAAUCGUGCGACGACGGCGCGACCCAAUUACAAGAAUCGCCCCGCGACAACUACUACGGAGGCGUCGGUCACUCGUCGUCGUAGCGGUUUUCGGCCAAGCAGUCAGUCUGCCAAUUUGCCUUCAAAGCAGACCACAAAGUCAAAGAACGAUCAACAACCGACGACUGCGGCCAGUCUUCCGGUGCCCAAAGUGAAGCUACCUCGGACCCAGGGUCGCUGGUCGUAUAAAACCACGCCGAAACCGAGGAUCAUGAUUCGCAAGCAAGUGGACGAGGAAGAAUCGCGCACGUCAUCGACAGAGAGUCCAAGCACACCGGAAUCGCCCGCGACGGUGUUGGACGAUAGUAGAACAACAGUGGCGUCAGCAGCAUCUCUCGGCGCUGCAUCGACCACGGCCGGUGGUGUCGCCAACGCUCAGAGGAAGGAGUUAUCUUUGACCGAAGACGAAUUGGAUCCCAGCGAAAGCGAGGAUGUAGCUAGCGUGAGCGUGCAGGAUCAGCAGCAGCAUGCUGGCGAACAAAUUCUGCCGGUGGAGACGCUCAACGUGGAGAUUUCAACUGCGGCGGAUCAGGAUAGUGUAUACUUUGAAAUAGCCACAAUCAAGUCACCCUACGCUUUCCAGGUGGGUACAUUGCGAAAUACCCGCUACAUUACGGUAACCUCGACGAUCAAGAAGACCUUCGCCACAGCCGAGCCGAGUAGCUCGAUCUCGCCCACCGAACCGUUAACAGAGAACAUUCUCGCAAACACAGGAGCAGCCUACGAGUCCAGCCUGCCAUUGGACUCGUCGGUCGCGACUCUACCGGCUAUCUCGUUGGAUCCCGGUCAAGCGACGCCACCGUUGGAGACGUUGACGGAAACGUUCUCAACAACGCAAACGUUGCUAAAAACGCACAUGCUACCCGUAAUUUAUAACGGUAACAGCACCACCCGACUAACUCUGGUGCAAACGUACAACAUUGCGCGUGUGGUAACGGCAAUAAAAACGUUACCGCCGAUGGAAAUUUAUCAGUUCAUUCCCAGCAAAACGCUGAAUGAAUUCAAUUCGAAACUCGAUGAAGCCGGCAGUGAGCUGCAUCUCGAGUUGGAUUUCGGCGAAGAUGAUCGUGACGACGAAGAUGUGCCUAAAAGGGUGGUAGUACCCAACAAUGACGCCGAUUCCGACCUGGACGUCUUUAGAUCGGCGUCACCAUCGAAAGUGAAGACCGAUAUCAUCAGUAGCAGUAGCAGCGCCGAAGCUCAAUUGACUCCGGAACAGGUCCAACAGUUGGCCCUCCUCAAAUAUUUUGGUCAGCCACAACCCCAGGUGAUCACCACGUCCAGGCCAGUGGUUGUGCUAGAGACAUUGUACGAGUCACAUGUUAUUCCCGUGGUGAACGCGGGCAAUACCGUCUUCUCCACGUUGUCCAGGCCAGUCGGCACAGUGCCCAGGACAUCUUACGAAUACGGCACAUCUACCUUGAGCCCUGUACUCCCACCACAGGUGCCACAAGUGCCACAGGUACCGCAAGUACCACAGUUGCCGUUGUUUCCUCAGCAGCCACAAUUCACAAUAACCAGCGCGCCAUUAAUCACUCAAACUCUCGCCACUGUAUCCGAGUCAAGAGUGCUGAAGCUCACAUUCGGUGCCAAGACCGCCUAUACCACCCUCUUCUCCACGAAAGUCGUACCAACCGAACUCACCACUUACGUUACCACCACUGUGCCGGUGCAACCGACGGUAGCGGCCUAUCCUGGCUAUUAUCCGCCGCCGGUGCCCUACCCGGGUUAUCCCUUCGUUGGUUAGAUUUUAAUCUAACUCUCGAAAUCUUCGCGAUCCAGUCUGAUCGCGAUUUAUUGCCAAGUAGACUCCUCAUAAAACAAUUCUCAAAUUUUAAUUAUAUUCAUGACUGAUCUACUUUUUCUUGGUAAUAUUAGUAUCGACAUCUUUAAAAUUACAGGUAUGUUUCAUUAAAUAGCAUUAUUAAAGUGAAAGAGGGAAUGAGAAAAUCUCUCUUACAAAAAAUUAUGUAUUAUAAAACUUUUAAUUCAGUAUAAAAUGUCAUUUGUUGCGUUAAAUUUCACUACAUCUCCGUGUCAAAUGAAAGUAGAGAUUGGUAAUAAUGCUACAGACCCACGAUAUUUUUCCGUUCUUUUCUACUCGCGACAAUUCCGUAAUCUCGUAUAAUUAUAGUUUCUAAAAACAUUCAGUAUCGAUUUAGGCCAUUGCAUGUCGAGGUAAGUAGAACACGGAAAAAUGUAGUUUGUUUUCCCUAUCGGGUAAAAAGAUCCGAAGAUACAGAUGUCAAAUUAUUAUUCGAUAUUAUAAUAGAGUACCAGCGACGAUUGUGAUCGGACUGAAUAUCGACUGUAAAUAAAUUAUUGACUAUAAUGUAUAUCGUAUAUUGUAUAUGUAUAUCGCGUAUUUUGUAAAUAAAUAACGAAUAAAUCUACUCCCGCCGUAUUGCGGAUCCUGCAACGAUCAAAAAAGAAUGAUUCU